This is a messenger RNA of Trypanosoma cruzi, 516 nucleotides long. RefSeq lists its product as uncharacterized. The coding region runs from base 1 to 516 and encodes 171 amino acids. The record is from RefSeq and is a predicted model, not a curated record. The transcript has a single exon. Lineage: Eukaryota; Euglenozoa; Kinetoplastea; Trypanosomatida; Trypanosomatidae.
AUGGCUAUUUCGGAAAAGAAGUGUCUUUUUAUUCGUGUGGCAUUGUAUUUGCUCUUCAUUGCGGCAUACGCGGCGGGUGUUGUUGUAUUUAUAAUAAGCUUCAGUAAUUAUUGGGCGGCGGCUGGCUUUUUUCUGGCCUGCAUUUUUAUUGCAAUAACGACCGUGCUGUACGUUGUCCCGGACAAAAGAUUGACUGCGCGCCUUCCUCCUGGAAGCUUGAGCCGUAUUAUUUUUCAGUCGACCAUUCUGAUUGGCACCUUGGGGCUUUUUGCUGUUGCUCUCUAUCUGCUGGCCCAAGGCAUUAUGCUGAAGCAGCGCUGGACGGGGAGUUCGUACUUCUGCUCAUUUAUUGCCUUCAUGAUGGCCGCAAAGUGGUUCUAUUUUAUUGGAUAUCGCGUGCACGGGUUGCGCAAUGACACACGGACGAUCGGCAAGGCUGAUCCUGAGGAAAUUAAGAAAUUCUUUGAGGAGGUUCCAGACGCCUGGUCCAACGAAAAGAACGCAGAUAUUAUGUAA